Messenger RNA from Gadus morhua (Atlantic cod), 7800 nucleotides. Its product is annotated as mucin-2. The transcript is spliced from 43 exons. Gene Ontology annotation, cellular component: membrane. The record is from RefSeq and is a predicted model, not a curated record. Gene Ontology annotation, biological process: cell surface receptor signaling pathway; adenylate cyclase-activating G protein-coupled receptor signaling pathway. Bases 274 to 7623 code for a protein of 2449 amino acids. NCBI's taxonomy places the organism in Eukaryota, Metazoa, Chordata, Actinopteri, Gadiformes, Gadidae. Gene Ontology annotation, molecular function: G protein-coupled receptor activity.
CCAGGGUCCUGCAAACACUGCCGUCCCAGCCGGUGAAGGACUGUUUCAGCGCAGGGGAGCAGCUAAACCAGUCCGACAGGUGUGAACCGUAGAAUAGCGUAUCUCAGGAGGCGUUUCUCUCAGUGGACAGUGUGCCGCAACACACCAUCCAGUCCUCCGUGCAGCUUCGAGGAGCCGAAGAUCCACCAGCAGACGCUUCUUGAUUCGCUGUUUCCCUUCUUAUGGUGAUGGUGUGAUCAAGCCUCAGCCAAGAAACCUCCAUUAAAGACAGAGAUGGCGACGUUGACCCUGGGGCUGUCGGCGUGCAGCCUCCUCCUGCUCUACCUCAUCCUGGAGUCUAAGGAGUCCUUUACAGCUUUGGCUGGCUGGAGACCAGAGGACAUUCCUCCGAAAGAGAUGUUUCGCCAGAAAAGAGCGACAGCAGAUGAGGCGACGUUUAACUGGACGUACGUGAUCGACAUCGAAGUGAACGGUUCCACCGGCCUCAUAGCCGCACUGAACAACAUCAGCCUCCCGGUCCAACUCAACAACAUUACCCAGAUCAGCGAGAUUCAGGUCACCACAGCAUGCACGCCGGUGGGCGCGGGUGAGCAGUGCCGCUGCCAGGAAGGGUUCGCCUGGCCAAUCGAGAGCUGCCUGGCCCACGGCGCCUGUGAUGUCAUCGCCAAGGGUGUCUGCACCUGCAUCAACGGCCCCCCCGCCGACGGGCAGUCCUGUCAACCAAUCGAAUCACUGCAGGCGGAGGUGGUGUUGGAGGUGGUGGUGGAGCUCCACCUCAUAGACCUGGCCACCCUGGAGACUCUCCGCGCCCGGCUGGAGAACAGCAGCUUUCCUCUGGCCCUCAGUCCUGCUGUCGAGAUCACGGACAUCAACAUCACCACAGUUUGCUCUCCAUUCGGGGCUGGGUUCCAAUGCACAUGUGAGGAUCCGUAUCGCUGGCCAUGUGACAAGUGUCUUCUGCAUGGGUCAUGUGACAACAUCACUGAUGAGACGUGUGGAUGCAUCAAUGCCCUUCCCCCUGAUGAAGAAUACUGCCAGCUCUCCCAACUCAUCAAUACAACUUGUCCUUUCACGACUUCUGCAACUCCGUCCACAACUUCUGCACCUCCGUCCACCACUUCUCCAUCUACAACUUCUCCACCUCUAUCAACCACUUCUCCACCUCCAUCAACCACUUCUCCACCUCCAUCAACCACUUCUCCACCUCCAUCAACCACUUCUCCACCUCCAUCAACCACUUCUCCACCUCCAUCAAUCACUUCUCCAAAUCCAUCCACCACUUCUCAAACUCCAUCAACAAGUCCUCCACUGGUCUUUGAGUACCUGACUACUAUCGAGUUGCAAACCACAAAUGUUACAGUGAUAGAGGAACUGAGGAGCAUCCUGGAUAACAUCAGCUACCCCUUCCCCAUCGACAGCAACAUACUGAUCUCUGAGGUCAACAUCACCACAGUUUGCUCUCCAUUCGGGGCUGGGUUCCAAUGCACAUGUGAGGAUCCGUAUCGCUGGCCAUGUGACAAGUGUCUUCUGCAUGGGUCAUGUGACAACAUCACUGAUGAGACGUGUGGAUGCAUCAAUGCCCUUCCCCCUGAUGAAGAAUACUGCCAGCUCUCCCAACUCAUCAAUACAACUUGUCCUAUCACAACUUCUACACCUCCAUCAACCACUUCUCCACCUCCAACAACCACUUCUCCACCUCCAUCAACCACUUCUGCGCCUCCGUUCACCACUUCUCCACCUCCAUCAACCACUUCUCCACCUCCAUCAACCACUUCUCCACCUCCAUCCACCACUUCUCAAACUCCAUCAACAAGUCCUCCAGUGGUCUAUGAGUACCUGACUACUAUCGAGUUGCAAACCACAAAUGUUACAGUGAUAGAGGAACUGAGGAGCAUCCUGGAUAACAUCAGCUUCCCCUUCCCCAUCGACAGCAACAUACUGAUCUCUGAGGUCAACAUCACCACAGUUUGCUCUCCAUUCGGGGCUGGGUUCCAAUGCACAUGUGAGGAUCCGUAUCGCUGGCCAUGUGACAAGUGUCUUCUGCAUGGGUCAUGUGACAACAUCACUGAUGAGACGUGUGGAUGCAUCAAUGCCCUUCCCCCUGAUGAGGAAUACUGCCAGCUCUCCCAACCUAUCAAUACAACUUGUCCUAUCACGACUUCUGCACCUCCGUUCACCACUUCUACACCUCCAUCUACAACUUCUCCACCUCCAUCAACCACUUCUCCACCUCCAUCAACCACUUCUCCACCUCCAUCAACCACUUCUCCACCUCCAUCAACCACCUCUCCAAAUCCAUCCACCACUUCUCAAACUCCAUCAACAAGUCCUCCAGUGGUCUAUGAGUACCUGACUACUAUCGAGUUGCAAACCACAAAUGUUACAGUGAUAGAGGAACUGAGGAGCAUCCUGGAUAACAUCAGCUACCCCUUCCCCAUCGACAGCAACAUACUGAUCUCUGAGGUCAACAUCACCACAGUUUGCUCUCCAUUCGGGGCUGGGUUCCAAUGCACAUGUGAGGAUCCGUAUCGCUGGCCAUGUGACAAGUGUCUUCUGCAUGGGUCAUGUGACAACAUCACUGAUGAGACGUGUGGAUGCAUCAAUGCCCUUCCCCCUGAUGAAGAAUACUGCCAGCUCUCCCAACUCAUCAAUACAACUUGUCCUAUCACGACUUCUGCACCUCCGUUCACCACUUCUACACCUCCAUCUACAACUUCUCCACCUCCAUCAACCACUUCUCCACCUCCAUCAACCACUUCUCCACCUCCAUCAACCACCUCUCCAAAUCCAUCCACCACUUCUCAAACUCCAUCAACAAGUCCUCCAGUGGUCUAUGAGUACCUGACUACUAUCGAGUUGCAAACCACAAAUGUUACAGUGAUAGAGGAACUGAGGAGCAUCCUGGAUAACAUCAGCUACCCCUUCCCCAUCGACAGCAACAUACUGAUCUCUGAGGUCAACAUCACCACAGUUUGCUCUCCAUUCGGGGCUGGGUUCCAAUGCACAUGUGAGGAUCCGUAUCGCUGGCCAUGUGACAAGUGUCUUCUGCAUGGGUCAUGUGACAACAUCACUGAUGAGACGUGUGGAUGCAUCAAUGCCCUUCCCCCUGAUGAAGAAUACUGCCAGCUCUCCCAACUCAUCAAUACAACUUGUCCUAUCACGACUUCUGCACCUUCGUACACCACUUCUACACCUCCAUCUACAACUUCUCCACCUCCAUCAACCACUUCUCCACCUCCAACAACCACUUCUCCACCUCCAUCCACCACUUCUCCACCUCCAUCAACCACUUCUCCACCUCCAUCAACCACUUCUCCACCUCCAUCAACCACUUCUCCAAAUCCAUCCACCACUUCUCAAACUCCAUCAACAAGUCCUCCAGUGGUCUAUGAGUACCUGACUACUAUCGAGUUGCAAACCACAAAUGUUACAGUGAUAGAGGAACUGAGGAGCAUCCUGGAUAACAUCAGCUACCCCUUCCCCAUCGACAGCAACAUACUGAUCUCUGAGGUCAACAUCACCACAGUUUGCUCUCCAUUCGGGGCUGGGUUCCAAUGCACAUGUGAGGAUCCGUAUCGCUGGCCAUGUGACAAGUGUCUUCUGCAUGGGUCAUGUGACAACAUCACUGAUGAGACGUGUGGAUGCAUCAAUGCCCUUCCCCCUGAUGAAGAAUACUGCCAGCUCUCCCAACUCAUCAAUACAACUUGUCCUAUCACGACUUCUGCACCUCCGUUCACCACUUCUACACCUCCAUCUACAACUUCUCCACCUCCAUCAACCACUUCUCCACCUCCAUCAACCACUUCUCCACCUCCAUCAACCACCUCUCCAAAUCCAUCCACCACUUCUCAAACUCCAUCAACAAGUCCUCCAGUGGUCUAUGAGUACCUGACUACUAUCGAGUUGCAAACCACAAAUGUUACAGUGAUAGAGGAACUGAGGAGCAUCCUGGAUAACAUCAGCUACCCCUUCCCCAUCGACAGCAACAUACUGAUCUCUGAGGUCAACAUCACCACAGUUUGCUCUCCAUUCGGGGCUGGGUUCCAAUGCACAUGUGAGGAUCCGUAUCGCUGGCCAUGUGACAAGUGUCUUCUGCAUGGGUCAUGUGACAACAUCACUGAUGAGACGUGUGGAUGCAUCAAUGCCCUUCCCCCUGAUGAAGAAUACUGCCAGCUCUCCCAACUCAUCAAUACAACUUGUCCUAUCACGACUUCUGCACCUUCGUACACCACUUCUACACCUCCAUCUACAACUUCUCCACCUCCAUCAACCACUUCUCCACCUCCAACAACCACUUCUCCACCUCCAUCCACCACUUCUCCACCUCCAUCCACCACUUCUCCACCUCCAUCAACCACUUCUCCACCUCCAUCAACCACUUCUCCAAAUCCAUCCACCACUUCUCAAACUCCAUCAACAAGUCCUCCAGUGGUCUAUGAGUACCUGACUACUAUCGAGUUGCAAACCACAAAUGUUACAGUGAUAGAGGAACUGAGGAGCAUCCUGGAUAACAUCAGCUACCCCUUCCCCAUCGACAGCAACAUACUGAUCUCGGAGGUCAACAUCACCACAGUUUGCUCUCCAUUCGGGGCUGGGUUCCAAUGCACAUGUGAGGAUCAGUAUCGCUGGCCAUGUGACAUGUGUCUUCUGCAUGGGUCAUGUGACAACAUCACUGAUGAGACGUGUGGAUGCAUCAAUGCCCUUCCCCCUGAUGAAGAAUACUGCCAGCUCUCCCAACUCAUCAAUACAACUUGUCCUAUCACGACUUCUGCACCUCCGUCCACAACUUCUGCACCUCCGUCAACCACUUCUGCACCUCCGUUCACCACUUCUCCACCUCCAACAACCACUUCUCCACCUCCAUCAACCACUUCUCCACCUCCAUCCACCACUUCUCAAACUCCAUCAACAAGUCCUCCAGUGGUCUAUGAGUACCUGACUACUAUCGAGCUGCAAACCACAAAUGUUACAGUGAUAGAGGAACUGAGGAGCAUCCUAGAUAACAUCAGCUACCCCUUCCCCAUCGACAGCAACAUACUGAUCUCUGAGGUCAACAUCACCACAGUUUGCUCUCCCAUUCGGGAUGAGAUCGAGGUGGUCAUGUUAAUGACCCUAGACCUGCCCUUCACUCCGGAACUGAGUAAUCCAACGAGCAGCCAGUUCAUAGACCUGAGAGGAACAGCCCUGACCCCAUCACCUUCCCAGCCCGGUGUACACGGCCAGGCCCCGGACACUGACCUGUGGACCCCCGCCUCCCCAGGCGGGCAUCGAGGACCUGGCCACGGUCACCUGGACUCUGGGCACCAAUCCCGUCCAGAGAACCGAGGCCGCUUCCAGAUAACCAGUCCAUUCACCUGCACGCUGGUGAGCGGAGCUCUGAGGUUCAUCCAGCGUGGGCGCUUCACCACGACGACCCUCCUGGCAGCUCCCGUCCUCCUGGUCAACAGAGAGAGCAACGCCGUCUGUAGGGGCGGCGGCAAUACAGAUACGCCGCGGAGAUGCUGUGUCCAGCCGCCCUACAGGCCCCAGUGGGUCGGUGUGACACCAGUUAGACUGCACGAUCUCCACGCCGGUUACCACCAUAUGCCGCGUCAUAGGCAUCCCCGGCUUCCAGGCCAGCAGCCGGCUCAACAUCAUCACAGCAGCAGCAGUCAUCUGCAACAAACACGCUGUACGGUGUGGGCGGGCUGGGGACGAGUCCCGUCCCGGGUGUGGGCCCGGUUUGGAGGGGGAGCGCCUCGCUGUGUGCCAGGCCAGCAGGGUGUGGCUGACCCAGACCAACACCUGCAUCUCACCAGGAUCAACGAACUCCUGACCCAGUCCGAGAGUUUGAAUCAGAAUAAUGUUCCAUCGUUCGUGGGAAAUCUCAGCGAAUUGGUCACCUCGGAAGUUCAAAGCCAAACAGCAGUUACCCCGGUCACCAUUUCAGCCAUCGUUGACAUCCUGACCAACGUGGGCAACGUGAGCACGGAAAUCGUGGAGAACACCAUGCAGAGCAUCCUUAACACGGUGGAUGUGAUCGUUGGAGACAACACCAUCGAAUCGUGGGCUGAUCUGAACGCCAACCGAUCCCUCAACACCAGCUCCUUGUUCCUGAGCUCCAUGGAGACCAUCACCCAGUUCCUGAGCGGGGACUUCUCCGUCACCACGCCCAGCAUCCUGCUGAACAGAACCCAGUUCAGCGACUCCUUCAUGGCCCACAUCAACUCGAGCCUGGUCAUCAAUCUCCAGAACACCAACCUCACCGACACCUUCAUCACUACCAUCACCUUCUCCACCCUGAGCAACGUCCUGCCCCCCCGCACCAACGCCAGCUUCAACGCCAGCCAGGACGCCAACGCCACCGGGCCGGAGAUCCUGAUCAACGCGGCGGUGGUGCUGAUCCAGCUGAACGGGUCCAGGGCGCUGCGGCCCAACCUGACGCUGUCCUACCGCAAGCGGAACACCUCGCUCACCGAGGACCCGCAGUGCGUCUUCUGGAACUUCCAGCUGCUCGACUUUCAGGGCGGCUGGGACGACGAGGGAUGCACCUUCGUCUCGGACGUGGACGACGUGGUGGAAUGCAACUGCGACCACCUGACCUCCUUCUCCAUACUCAUGUCCACGGGCCUCCCGCCAGGAGCCGCGGAGGCCCUGGACAUCAUCACCUACAUCGGCGUGGCCAUCUCCAUCGUCAGCCUGGUCAUCUGUCUGAUCAUCGAGGCGCUCACCUGGAAGGCCAUGACCAGGAACACCACCUCCUACCUGCGCCACGUGUCGCUGGUCAACAUCGCCGUGUCCCUGCUCAUCGCCGACAUCUGGUUCAUCAUCGGCGCCGCCAUCACCUCGGAGACGGACCCGACGGAGAGGGUGCCCCAGGCGGCCUGCAGCGCGGCCACCUUCUUCAUCCACCUCUUCUACCUGGCGCUCUUCUUCUGGAUGCUGGUGUCGGCGCUGCUGCUCUUCUACCGGACGGUCAUGGUCUUCUCCCACAUGUCCAAGGCCACCAUGCUGGCCAUCGGCUUCUCGCUGGGCUACGGCGCGCCCCUGGUCAUCGCCGUGGUGACGGUGGCGGCCACGGCGCCCCAGGGGUACAUCCGGGAGUACAACGGCUGCUGGCUGAGGUGGGAAGACACCUUCGCCCUGCUGGCCUUCAUCAUCCCCGCCGGAGUCAUCGUCUUCAUCAACUUUGUCAUCCUGAUCGUGGUGCUGACGAAGAUGCUGCGCCGCGGCGUUGAGAGCAGCCACUCCGAGGAGAAGAACACGCUGCUGGUCAUCUUAAGAAGCGUGGCCAUCUUGUCCCCCACCUUCGGGCUCACCUGGGCUCUCGGUGUUGGGUUGAUGGUGGCUCCGAGGAAUUUGGGGCUUCAUGUCACCUUUGCGCUAUUCAACUCCUUACAGGGGUUCUUCAUUCUUGUGUUCGGGACUCUCAUGGACCCAAAGAUCCGAGCUGCUCUUUCCAGAACCAUCCCAGCCCUCAACUCCUCCUCCAACCAGACCCGGACUACCAGUGGAGGAGGAUCGUCGACUGGCAGAUGGGCGCUCCUCAACAGGAUACGAGGACGACGCGAUGUGUACCACGUGACGGGCGCGGCUAACACCAGCAGCUCCAACACCGCAUCGGAAGCCUACCUCAACAUUUAAUUUUGAACGUUUGUUAUUCAAUCUUAACGCUGUGACGUAACACAGAGCACUUUUCAUGUCUUGCAGGGAAUAUUAAAUAUAGGGAUUGUUGCUUUCACCGAGAUUCUGUUUUACCUUUAUUUGUUUUGUGUGUAUUUGAACUCUCAAUAAAACUUGUACAUGUUAUGUUUUACAAUG